Molecule: messenger RNA, 1596 nt
Organism: Gossypium arboreum
Lineage: Eukaryota; Viridiplantae; Streptophyta; Magnoliopsida; Malvales; Malvaceae
Product: metacaspase-1-like
Exons: 5
Coding region: 108-1367 (419 amino acids)
Biological process (GO): proteolysis
Molecular function (GO): cysteine-type endopeptidase activity
Source: RefSeq, a predicted model, not a curated record
AUACAGGUACUGAGGCUAAAAAUUAACAUCUGCUCAUAUAAUAAUAUAAGAUGAGUUGAAACGAUCCAUUAGAACUUCAAGAAAAAUAUAACCUUUCAUCCGAUGAAAUGAUAUUCCAAAUCGUGUGCCACCGUUGCCGGCAAAAGCUAACGGCGCCGGCCUAUGCCGAGAAAAUUACUUGCCCACACUGUGGCCAGGUCAAUCCAAUUAUAAAGAAACCGUCGCCGGUUAUAUCCGAUGAAAUGAUAAUCAAAAUCGUGUGCCACCGUUGCCGGCAAAAGCUAACUGCGCCGGCCUAUGCCGAGAAAAUUACUUGCCCACACUGUGGCCAGGUCAAUCCAAUUAUAAAGAAACCGUCGCCGGUGACUUCCCGAGAUCAGGGGAAGAUAAGUCCGCCGUUGAUAUGCAAACCUAUGGAGAAACUGAAGAGAUUACUGCUCGGUAACACCCAGAGACUUUCGGAUUCAUCGGGGUCAUCAUCCUCGCCGCCGUCCAAGCUUUGUUCUUUGGACUACUGCGGCAACCAUCCGGCGAAGAAACGAGCGGUGCUUUGUGGCGUGAGUUACAAAAAAGGGAAGUAUAAGCUUGAAGGGCCCAUUAACGACGUGAUGAACAUGAAAACUUUAUUGACUCAAACGUACGGAUUUCCAGAGCGAAAUAUUUUAGUGCUCACAGAGGAAGAAUCAGACAUUCGACUGAUCCCAACGAAGGCUAACAUCGAGACAUGCUUGAAAUGGCUGGUGAACGAUUGUCAGAAGGGAGAUUCAUUGGUUUUCUUUUACUCCGGUCAUGGGUCACAACAACCUGAUUUCAACCAAGAUGAACGUGAUGGGUUCGACGAAACCAUUUGCCCUGUUAAUUUCCUUAGAGAAGGAAUGAUUGUCGAUAAUGACAUUUACGCCACCAUUGUUAAGCCAUUAUCGGAAGGUGUUACGCUUCACGCCAUUGUUGAUGCUUGCCAUAGCGGAACUAUUCUUGAUCUAGAGCAUGUCUAUGAAAGAGACAAGAGAAUGUGGGUAGAUAAUAGUCCUCCAUCAGGUGUGAGAAAAAAAACAAGUGGUGGCAUAGCAUAUUCUAUAAGUGCUUGCGAAGAUUAUCAAGUUGCUGCGGAUACAUCUGCUUUAAAUUCAAAUACAGUGAAUGGAGCAAUGACAUAUAUUUUAAUAGAUGUUGUGAGAUGCAACCCAAAUAUAACAUAUGGAGACCUACUUGACCAAAUUGAGACGAGAAUUGAAGAUGCCAACCAACAAGGAUGCUUUGGUGGUUCAAGAAUAUUAAGCAAAUUGUUUGGUCCCAAUCUCACCCAGAAGCCUGUGCUUUCAGCUUCUGAAGAGUUUCCAGUUUACGAGAGAAAAUUUAGACUUUAAUUGUAUUCUAUAUUUAUAUUGGAUCCGCCAUUGAAGCAACAAAGUGCUGUUUGAGGAAAACUUUGUACACUGUAUACAAAGAGGUUAUAUAUAUAUAUAUAUAUAUAUAUGCCAAUAGGAUUUGAAUCCUUAUUUUUGUUAAAAUUUCCACAUAUUUUUAUUGUCAAAAAUUGGUCACUGUAUAUUAGCAUGAGGCAUAUCUGAUAAUGGAUGAAAUUUUUAACAAAAA